Molecule: messenger RNA, 2673 nt
Organism: Anthonomus grandis grandis
Lineage: Eukaryota; Metazoa; Arthropoda; Insecta; Coleoptera; Curculionidae
Product: GPI ethanolamine phosphate transferase 2-like
Exons: 3
Coding region: 213-2654 (813 amino acids)
Biological process (GO): GPI anchor biosynthetic process
Cellular component (GO): endoplasmic reticulum membrane
Source: RefSeq, a predicted model, not a curated record
AAUCUUCAAGUGAUAAUCCCUAACCUCACUUUUUAAAAUUUGCCAAAAUUGUCCUAAAAAUUUUUUAAUUUUUGCUAAAUGUAAAGUUUUUGACUAAAAGUGACCAUCUUGUAGAUCAAAACUAUGGACUUCAAUUAAAUAAGACCUUAAUUUACCCAGGAAACUAACAGCCACUAAAUGACAACUAUGAAAACACCCAAAAACUUAACAUUAUGUUCCUGUACGCCCUUCUUUUACUUUUAACAGUCGUUUUAUAUCUUCAGGGCUUUUUCCCUAUGUCAAACCCCAUCACAGCAUUUAAUAACGAUCCUCCGACCCAUAUAGGUAACAUUUCGAUUAAUACCACAGCUGUGUACAGCCCUUUAGUACAAAAAACUGUAUUAAUAAUCAUUGAUGCACUCAGAUAUGACUUUGUUACACCUGAUUUAAUGCCACACACUAUGGGCCUUGUAACUUCACAGGGCUGUCUGAAUAAAGUUAUUGCUGAAAGUCCGACAGUAACCCUACCAAGAAUCAAAGCCCUUACAACAGGAUGCGUACCCCAGUAUAUUGAUGUUAUCCAAAACCUUGCUUCAUCUGAAGCUUUAAAAGAUUCCUGGUUGCAUUCAGCAAAAAAAAAAGGACUGAAGAUUGUGUUUUAUGGGGACAACACUUGGGAAAAAUUGUUUCCCAGAUUUUUUGAUAGGUCUGAGGGAACUACCUCAUUUUUCGUAAGAGAUUUUACUGAAGUUGACAAUAAUGUAACAAGGAAUGUUAAUAUUGAGCUAGAGAAAAAUGACUGGGAUAUUAUGAUUUUACACUAUUUAGGCUUAGAUCACAUAGGGCAUGUCUUGGGGCCUUUUUCCUCAAGAAUAAAACCAAAGCUUCAAGAAAUGGAUCUGGUGAUUGAUCAGAUCUACCAAAAAAUCAAAAAUGUGGACUCUAUAAUUAUGAUUACUGGUGAUCAUGGAAUGCGGGACAGUGGAGGACAUGGUGGCAGUUCACAUCCAGAAAUUACUGUACCAUUUGUGUCCAUAGGCAGGCAUUGUAAAAGUUCAAUAUUCAAACAAACGGAUAUUCCUUCUAAUUUGGCAGCGUUACUGGGCAUUAAUAUUCCAACCACUAGCACAGGUACAAUCCAAAAGGAUCUUCUUUAUUACCAAAACACCGCCAAGGAGUUGUAUAUAUUGCGAUACAAUACUGAAAUACUUCUAAGAAAAUGUCAAAUAUGUCAAACACAAUUUGAUGAAGCUACAUCCUUGCAUGAAGAAUAUUUAAAAGAAGGAAAUAUCACAAAAGGCAAGCAAUGUAUGAGGAUAUAUCAAGAAUGUUCAAAGAAAAUUACAGGACAUUUGUAUGAAAAUUCUAGUAGACAAGAUAUGUCAGCUCUUUUAAUUGCAAUUUUUGUUUUAUGUAACCUGGUCUUAAUUAUACUGUUUAAUCUAAUACCUGAUGCCAAGAUAAGAUUUGUGGAACUGUUUUUGUGUCUUGUAAUAAUUUUUUCUAAAAUUAUAUUAGAAUUCAGUCACAUCAUUACUGCUGCUUCUUUAAUAAUCUUAAUUCUGAUUCUUUUUCACAAAUUUAAAUUAUUACACCAGCUUACGCUUUUGCUUCAAACUACUGACAGGAUUAGUCUAUUUUUAUUGAUAAUCCAUAUUAUGCAUCCCGUAACUUUUAUGUCUACAAGCUACAUUGAAGAGGAACACUUCAUCUGGAUAUUUUACAGUGUCACUUUGAUUUUAAUGUUAUUUUUUGAUACUUUAAAGACAUCUAGAUUAAUUGCUACUAAAGGCAUUUUUGUUUUACUAGCAUUAAGGUUUUCAAUGACUUUAAAUUCCACUGUGGAAAAUUCUGUUCAGGAUAAAAGCAAUUUGGGAAAUAUUCUAGUCAAAGAAGAAAACUAUCUGUACCAUCAACUUUUUUUUGCUUUUAACUUAAUUUUGGUGUUUUUAUUUAUGAAUUUUGGUCAAGAGUGUGUAUCUUAUUAUCAUCCAUCACACAUUUUAAGUGGUAUAAUUUUAGCCUUUAUUUUUCUGCUUAAGUCAUUAACAUUCCAUAGCACCAUUCUAGGGAAACUUAUAUGGAUGUUUAUUUUAACAAAAAAACUAAUUUUCACUAAACAGACUCCUUGGACGCAGUUGUUUAUACUAGCUGGAGCUUUACUCUUCAGAUCACAUAAUAUUAUUUUGAUUCCGAUUGCAAUAUGCACUGGAUAUUUUAUAAAUAUGUCUCAAACAUGGCAAACCCAAUUUUCCAAAAUAUUAGCUUUUAAUACCAUAGCAAACUCCCUAUAUUUUCUACAAGGGCAUCGCAAUUCAUUAGCUACAGUAGACAUUUCAGCAGGAUAUACAGGUUUAAGUGAAUAUAAUCCUGUUCUGGUUACCUCACAAGUGAUCUUACACACUUAUUUAUUUCAUAUACUUUUUCAUUUGGCUGUACUCUCAGGCUAUGAAGACACUAAGAAAAGAAAACAAUUUUGGACAAUUCUGAUACUACUUAGAUGUUAUGUUAUAUUUCUUACUUGUGUAGUGAUGUUAAUUUUCAAAGACCAUUUAUUCAUCUGGUCAGUUUUUGCCCCUAAGUUUUUUAUAGAAAGUGUACACACAGGUUUUUUGUUUGUUGAAAUAUGUAUUUAUUACUUUUGCAAAAUUGUAAGUUAUUGUAUGAAGACUUAAAUAAAAUAAAAACUAUGAC